This is a messenger RNA of Phytophthora infestans T30-4, 948 nucleotides long. RefSeq lists its product as uncharacterized. NCBI's taxonomy places the organism in Eukaryota, Oomycota, Peronosporomycetes, Peronosporales, Peronosporaceae. Gene Ontology annotation, molecular function: zinc ion binding; metallocarboxypeptidase activity. The transcript has 6 exons. Bases 1 to 948 code for a protein of 315 amino acids. The record is from RefSeq and is a predicted model, not a curated record. Gene Ontology annotation, biological process: proteolysis.
AUGAGGACCCUACUUGUGAUUGGUGCCGAACGGUCGUACGGUGAGAUUUACGACCUGCCCAAACACAAGGAAGUGAACUGCACUCGAAACAUCGUGACAGUGCCUUGUGAGCAAUACGUGAUUAAACUUACGGACGAAGCAACGCUGCCAGACGCUGAGCGACCCGAAUUGAUCUUCAGUGGAUCUGUGCAGGGUAACGAGCGAGUGGGUCCGCAGGUGCUUGUGGCUCUCGCGGAACUGUUGCUUUCGCACGCGAGUAGGACGGACGGUAACCCGUGGCUUCAGCAUCUUGUGAAGACCCGCACUAUCGUAAUCGUGCCAACCGCGAACGCUUACGGCUACAGUCACAAUGUCCGAAGGGAACUUGAUGUUGACCCGAAUCGCGAUUUCCCAUACAACUUGGGUGAUAGUAAGGAAUGCAUGGUGACGACGGCUGCCCGUGCACUGAACGAGCUGUGGCGCGACCACUUGUUCCAACUUGGCAUCACUUUCCACGCUGGUAGGGAAUGUAUCACGUACGAGUGGGGAGCCAAGAACCACGUCAAGGCGUCUGGCAAGAGCGACAAGAGCCCUGAUAACCAAAGUCAGCAGCAACUCUCUCGUAUCAUGUCUCGAUUCGGAGGUAAAUUUGAAGAAAGCAAUGACUAUUACCCCGACGGUACUAUGAAUGACGUCGUGUAUGCUAACGAAUACACGACUCCGAAACCCAUUAGAGAGUGUAACCCGUCUAGUUUCGGGGGAUAUCCAGCUGAGAAGACGAGGUACAACAAUGCUACCCAUCGUGCAUUCAACAGCUCAACGCUCUCGGACGAAGCACUAAGUGACUAUUUGCCAGCGACAGAAAUGGUGGGGCACGUCCCUCGCAACGUUCGCUUGUCACUACUGUACAUUGAUCUCCUGCAACGUUCGAAUGGGAGGUUGCGGGGGCCAGAGCUCGGAAAAAAUUAA